Chilo suppressalis (striped riceborer) is the source of this 2419-nucleotide messenger RNA. Lineage: Eukaryota; Metazoa; Arthropoda; Insecta; Lepidoptera; Crambidae. The record is from the annotation of a GenBank genome assembly.
AGAUCCGCUGAACAACGAAACACGUGAGAUUUCUGAAACAGGUACCGGUAUCAUGAAACAUCUACAGUUGGAUUCUAAUACAAAUUUUUCAAUCACAUCGACUUUGCUCGAGUUUUUCACGGAUGAAAAAACUGUAACAAAUAGUUCAGAUUCAGAGUCAAAAACGGUGGGAACGAUCGCAGUUCAUUUGAAAAAAAGGAAAAUAAUUCGAAAAUCUGAUAAGGAUAGUUGGAAAGAUUGCAAAAGAAAAUCACUAAGGAACUUAGGUCUCGAAUAUUCAAGUCGAAAAGGAAAGAUAAUGCCAUCGAAGAAAUUGUUGCCAGGUUGUGACUUUAAGUGUCGGCUUCAGUGUCAGAAUAAAAUUAAAGAGACCGCACGAAAGGAACUGUUUCAAAAGUUUUGGUCUCUUGGUGAUCGUGUGAAGCAAUGGAAGCUUAUAACGAACUUAUGUGAAAGAAUCCGGAAGAGGAGAAUAACAACGGAACAUAAAUCUUCAAGACAAUUUACGAUCCGUUAUUUUUUGUAUAAUUGCUUGGAGAAACAAGAGAUGCAAGAUAAAACUCGGGUCUGCAAAACAAUGUUUUUAAAUACUUUUGAUAUUUCCGAAUCAACCGUUAAUACUGCUUUAAAUAAAUUAAGCGAAGGCAAUGGAGUAAUUGUGACACGAGAUAAUCGUGGUCGUCAUGGUAAUCAUCAUAGAGUUAUCGAUGAUGAAAUGAUACGCAGCGUCUGCGAUCAUGUGAAUUCUUUUGCUCGGGUAAAACCACAUGAUUCAAAAGAGAAUUUGGCUAAGACAUAUUUAGACGGUAGGCUCACUAUAACUAAAAUGUUUCAAUUGUAUACUGAUUGGGUUCAACUAUCUAAUUAUGACAAUAAAGCAAUGACUAUUAGGCAUUAUACAGAUAUUGUAAAUAAGUUCUUCGAUAUAGAAUUCUGUCGGCUUAAAAAAACCAACCGUAAGAGGCGUCAAAGCCAGUAGCUAUCAGCUCAGCUCAGAAAGACACGCUAAACCUUUGGUCUCAGGUAUAUCUGCAGUCGCUAACAAACAGAGCCCGCGUAGUAGAACAUGAGCUAGUCUCCUUAUUCUAUAUAUUUCAAGGAACUGCCUAGUGUGCCUCUGCAGUGGAGACAUUUCAUAAUAAUGAUGAUGAUUAAGACAUCAAAAUCAGUUGUAAUUUCAUAUGCCGUUCAUUUUAUGUUCAUUUUAAAUAGAAUCUGUUCUUCAGAAUGAAUGUUAAGCCAUUGAUCCCGUUUGCAUCUUUAGUCGUUAGCACUCACCAAUCCUCACUGGGCUCGCGUGGUGUGUCAUGGGCCUAUUCCAUCCAUAGAGAAGGAAUGUGCACUAGCAGUGGGGAAAUUAAUAGGCUAAUGAUGAUGACUUACAUAAUUAUUGUCAUUCAAUGAUAAUUUAUGAUAGGUACAUUGGUGUCGAUUCUGGCAUGGGUCACUAAACCCUAAACUAAAUAUAACCUCAGUCUCUCCUUUUCAUCCUGUAUAGAGCAUUCUCUAAAUAAAGAAACAUUGUUGUCAGAUUUAUUUUUAAGUUUAGAGAAUCAUGCCAGAAUCGACACCAUUAUGAUUAUAAUAUGAUAAGUAUUGUGAUUAUGUGAGUACCAGUUAAAAAUAUACCUGUCUAUCAAAAUAAAAUUUUAAUAUAAUGAUACUUGUGGCAAAUAGUAUUAUUAUUAAAUAAAGUUAAACGUCUCUUUAGUUAUUAUUAUGUAAUACUCAUAUGAAGACAUUAAAAAACAUAGUUCACAUGCGUGAGUAACAUAUUUUUCAAAUUCCAGCAUUCUGUGGCGUGUGGUUAAAGUAUGUUUUUUGAAGUAUGAAUGAAUAUAUACACAUUUGGUUGCAAUUGGUAAUAGCACUGUAUGAAACAUUUUGUCUUGCAUCUCGUAUCGUCUUUGUUAUUUAUAGUUUUAUAAAUUACAAAGACAUAAAAUAUAUAAUAGAUAUAUAAAGUAACCGGAGCAGAUUUUACGUAUUUCUUCUUUGAAUGAACCUAUUUAGCGCCAGUCGCUUAUUCUACAUUCUGCUAUUUAGUAUUUUGAGUUUAUUUUACUGUAAUAUUCUUUUUUUAGUAUUUUUGUCUGUCUAUAGGCGGUGGCGGAAGGAUAUUUUUAAUAUUUCCGCCAUCAUUGCUACGACAUUAUCUUAUUUAUUACAACAAAUAUUAUUCCUCUUUUUAAAAAACUUUAAAGAACACAAGCAAGGAAGUUAUAUACCUAAAAGUAACAGGAAUGCUCACUGUUCAAAAAAAUUGGUCUGAAAAAGACUGAAUAUUUUAAUAAUAUGGUAUGGUAACACGAUAACAACUUAAUAUCCUAUUCGUGGAUAACAUUUUUUUUUUAUUUCUCUAUUUAUUUCGACGUACUAUAAGCGCUGCUAUGUGCACAGUUAAGUUAACUUGUAGAGA